UCAUCGACCAUCCUUCUCUGUCAAAUCCACCCCCUCUCCCUCUAUUCAUCCGUUUUGUUCCCUUCCCCUCUCAAUAGGGUUAGGGUUUGGGUUUUCAAUUUCAAUCUCCAUCUUCCCCCAAACACUUCAAUCAAUGACCCUAGCCUCUCACUCCUAGUUUAUACUUCAUAUCAAUCUCAAUUUUACUUUCAUCCAUGGACUUGUCUCAUCCCCACUCCAAUUUGUCGCUCGGCUUCUCAUCCUCUCACGCGUCGCCGCCACGCCGCCCUCCAAUCCCCGACGAAUCUAUCACCCUCCAGCUCGAAUCCAGCCUCCGUGACCCUUCCCACCCUCUCCCUCCGGUUCCCCUCCAGCUCCUCGAGCCCCAAACAGCCACCGAUAACGGCAACCACGAUUCCGAGUUCAACGACGCCGCAGACGAUGAAGACGACAGGGAUGUCGAGGAAUUUCGCAUCCUAGGCCACUCAAUGUGCCUCAAGAGGCGAAGAGAUUGCGAUUCCUCAUCCUCUUCCUCAAUCUCUUCCUCCAAGAGGGUUUCUGUUUCCCACGAAUCUGAUCUCGAGGCACGGAGAGCUUUGGUUCGCUCAUGGGGGAACCAAUCCUUGCAGCUUGCGGACCCCGACGUCUUCGACAUAAUGGAGAAGGAGAAGAGAAGGCAGUACAGAGGGAUUGAAUUGAUCGCCUCCGAAAAUUUCGUAUGCAAAGCCGUUAUGGAAGCUCUUGGGAGCCAUUUGACUAACAAGUACUCCGAGGGAAUGCCCGGUGCACGUUACUAUGGAGGUAACCAAUAUAUCGAUGAGAUUGAAACCUUGUGUUGUGAGCGUGCUUUGCUUGCGUUUAAUCUUGACCCCAAGUGUUGGGGUGUCAAUGUUCAGCCAUAUUCGUGUACAUCUGCGAAUUUCGCAGUUUACACCGGGUUGCUAUUGCCCGGUGAUCGUAUCAUGGGGUUGGAUACACCCUCUGGAGGGAACACUAGCCAUGGUUACUAUACUCCCAAUGGGAAGAAAGUUUCCGGUGCCUCGAUUUUCUUUGAGAGCUUGCCUUAUAAGGUAAACCCACAAACUGGGUAUGUUGAUUAUGAGAAGCUUGAGGAGAGGGCGCUUGAUUUUCGUCCCAAGAUACUUAUUUGCGGUGGGAGUUCGUACCCUCGAGAAUGGGAUUACGCAAGGUUUAGGCACAUUGCGGAUAAAUGUGGAGCUGUUUUGAUGUGUGAUAUGGCACAAAUAAGUGGGCUAAUUGCAGCCAAGGAAUGUUCAAACCCUUUUGACUAUUGUGAUAUUGUUACUUCAACAACUCACAAGAGUCUACGCGGUCCAAGGGGAGGCAUAAUUUUUUAUCGGAAGGGUGCAAAACCAAGGAAGAGAGGGAUUCUGCUAAGUCAGGGAAAUGAAAGUGAUCAGUAUGACUUUGAGGAAAAGAUAAAUUUUGCUGUUUUUCCAUCGUUGCAAGGGGGCCCACACAAUAACCAUAUUGCUGCUCUGGCUAUAGCUUUAAAACAAGUGGCUACUCCUGAGUAUAAGGCAUACAUGCAUCAAGUGAAGAAAAAUGCUCAGGCCUUAGCAUCUGCUUUAUUGAGAAGGAAAUGCCGCCUAGUAACUGGGGGUACAGACAACCACUUAGUGCUGUGGGAUUUAAGGCCUCUUGGAUUGACAGGUAAAUUUUAUGAGAAGGUCUGUGAGGCAUGUCUUAUUACUUUGAAUAAGAUUGCUAUUUUUGGUGACAAUGGAGUUAUUAUUCCCGGAGGUGUAAGAAUAGGUACCCCUGCCAUGACUUCAAGAGGAUGUUUAGAAGCUGAUUUUGAGACAAUGGCUGAAUUUCUGUUUAGAGCCGCGCAACUUGCAAACGUAUUGCAGAGGGAGCAUGGGAAAAUGCAGAAGACAGUUUUGAAGGGGCUUGAUAGCAGUAGGGAGGUUGUUGAUCUCCGGGCUCGGGUUGAAGCUUUUGCAACUCAAUUUGCAAUGCCUGGUUUUGACAUUUGAAGAUGAUAUGGCUGGUGGUUUGCCAUUAUUAAUUGUUCAUAAUAUAUGCUAUAGGAGUCGGUCGCCCUGCCUGAUUGCUGCAAAAGCGACUCAUCUUGGACUGCAAUAUAUUUUGUUGUCGAAGUCAUGUCCUCGUUGCCUUAUACAGUGUCUUCAUGUUUUCACAUGUUGCAGUGAGCUGCAAUGUGGUACAGUACAGCACAGUACACAAGAGUGUACUGCUUUUGAGGUUUCUUUUGGUAAUCAAGCAUCCCAUUCCCGCCUCAAUGAACGGUGCACCAUCACUGCUGAUUGCAGCAAGUUGGCCAUUAGAGGCUGGAACUGGGAUCCUUGAUCAAACGUCCUGCGUACAGAAUUCUUGCCUGGUGAAUCUGCAGAAAAUAAUUUAUUUGAUAAAGGUUAGAUGCCUUGAAUUCUUUUGCCUGCUUUUUGAUGCUGAAAGCUAUAUUUUACGUUCGUUCUUGCAGAA
Molecule: messenger RNA, 2448 nt
Organism: Arachis stenosperma
Lineage: Eukaryota; Viridiplantae; Streptophyta; Magnoliopsida; Fabales; Fabaceae
Product: serine hydroxymethyltransferase 6-like
Exons: 4
Coding region: 195-1979 (594 amino acids)
Biological process (GO): folic acid metabolic process; tetrahydrofolate interconversion; L-serine catabolic process
Cellular component (GO): cytoplasm
Molecular function (GO): zinc ion binding; glycine hydroxymethyltransferase activity; serine binding
Source: RefSeq, a predicted model, not a curated record